This is a messenger RNA of Centropristis striata (black sea bass), 1878 nucleotides long. RefSeq names its product succinate dehydrogenase complex assembly factor 2 (gene sdhaf2). The transcript has 4 exons. Bases 140 to 631 code for a protein of 163 amino acids. Gene Ontology annotation, cellular component: mitochondrion. Gene Ontology annotation, biological process: protein-FAD linkage; mitochondrial respiratory chain complex II assembly; mitochondrial electron transport, succinate to ubiquinone. NCBI's taxonomy places the organism in Eukaryota, Metazoa, Chordata, Actinopteri, Perciformes, Serranidae. The record is from RefSeq and is a predicted model, not a curated record.
GUCCGUGUGCUGCUGUGACGUGAAGCCUGCUUGUGUAAUUUCACUGUUUUGUGUCUGACAUUCAGACACUUGGAGCGUUUUCACGGCGGAGGAGCAGCUCAGCAAGAAGUCUCUCAACGUUACAAGAAAGAGGGUUAAAAUGCUGGCUUCUGUGGUGGCGAAAAGACUGGUGAGCGGUCUGUGCCAGGCAGCGUGGAGACCAGCAGCCACGGGUCUGGUGUCAUCUCGUGGUUAUCGUGGAGAAUCGCCAGAUGACACCAGGGGAGACCUGAUCGAGAUCCCUCUGCCCCCUUGGGAGGCGCGGCCCGACGAGCCCACUCACAUCAAGAAGCGACGGCUGCUGUACGAGAGCCGCAAGAGGGGCAUGUUGGAGAACUGCAUCCUGCUCAGCCUUUUUGCAAAGCAGUACCUGAACACAAUGAGUGAGAAGCAGCUGCUGCAGUACGACAGACUGAUUAAUGAACCCAGCAACGACUGGGACAUCUACUACUGGGCAACAGAGGCUCAGCCCGUUCCUGACGUGUACCAAGGAGAGGUCAUGGAUAUGCUGAAGGAGUUCACAAAGAACCACAACCAUGAACAGAGGUUUGAUGCACCCAGCCUGGAGUACCUGGAAAAGGAAAACCAAUGAGGUCCAUUUAGGACUUUUAGACCUCCUCAGAGACUCAUUUUAGGUGGGACACGAGGUGAAACAUCAGUGUCAUGAACCACCAGAAAACAAUCCUGCACAGGUCAGCUGUGUUGGUCCAGAUACACACAGCAGAGUGAAGAAAAUAUUGUGAGAAAUACACUGAACAAAAUUCAACCAGUUUGUUUUUGCUUGCAUUUUCACGAGUUGAAAAUAAAAAAAUCUCAAUUUUUCUAAGCACAUAAAAGGUUUGUUCUCUCAAAUUUUGUACAAAUUUGUUAAAGUCCAUGUUCCGUAUCACUUCUACUAAGAGGGUGACACAGGAGUGGAUUUUCACUUCUCCUCCCACAAAAAAAGACUGUCAUGUUGGUGGCUGCAUCAACCAGAACUGGCCACCAGAGUAGUCAGUUAAGAAUAAAUAGACAACAGAAUGACUAGAACUAUGAUCAAAAUAAAGAAAACAUCAGUUAUUCAUAUAAGAACUGCAUAUUUAUAUAUAGAAAAAUAGCCUUUUGUUAGUAUAAUUCCUGUCCUGCCUGCUCCCACUACCUUAUUUUUUUUCUUGUCCUGUCUAAGUCACGUGAUGAAUAACAAGAAAAAAUGUCCAAAUGCCUAAAAAAGACAUUCAUUAGACACAUUAUAUAACAUACACUCUUGCAUGAAGAGAACAUUUCUCCAAACUGCCAGUAUUUUGCUAUGCCUCAUCAGGUAGAUGAAUGAUCUUGGCAAAGGAGAAGAGCUCAGCGAGACAGUUUUUACCAAUUUUGUGACCAAAAUUUGAGAGAAAUUCUUAGAUUGUUUAAAUAUUUCAACUCAUGAGAAAUGGGAUAAUGAUAUUGUUUUGUUCAGUGUAUUUAGAACUCCUUACUAUCUAGUACUAUAAACUGCUCGAUUAUAAUAUUUUUGCCAUUAAAGCCUCCAUCCUCUUCCUCUGCUAACUCCAGUCAGUCAUUAAAGGGAGAAAAACAAUAAUGGACGCUUUGGGAAGUGUAAAUUGAGCAAAGAUUAAUGCAACACAAUAUGAGUAAGGUGCUCUUAAUAUUGUAAUUGUACUGUACAUUUCUGAUUCAAGACUGUAAAUUAAAAGUGCUAGCUUUAAAGAACACAAGCUGAUAAUGUGUUUCUCCACUCGAUGGUUAAAAAAAGAAACACAUUAACUGACUUGUUAGCGUAUCGUGUUGGUUCUGUUCAAUGACUGUACUGUGCCUCUUGCAGACAUUAUGGGAUAUUUAAUAAAUGUUGAAGCUCUA